This is a messenger RNA of Ilyonectria robusta, 525 nucleotides long. RefSeq lists its product as uncharacterized. NCBI's taxonomy places the organism in Eukaryota, Fungi, Ascomycota, Sordariomycetes, Hypocreales, Nectriaceae. The transcript has a single exon. The record is from RefSeq and is a predicted model, not a curated record. The coding region runs from base 1 to 525 and encodes 174 amino acids.
AUGAGAGUCCUACCCGCCCUCUUCUUCAUCUCCACCUUGACGCCGGUCGCUCGUACAUUCGAGUUUACCGCGCCCGAUACCACCAAACCAAUCAACUUCUCUGAGCCUGUCGUAUUUGAAUGGCCAAUUGUUGGAGGAAACCCCCUGCAACCCUGGCUUCAGCUUAUAUUCGCUACGGGCGACUCCUCCGGGUCGGGUCGGUGGGGGAUCAACUUCGAACGACUCGACACCAGAAACACUAGUACGUGGACAUGGGACGCCCCUGAAUGGAUAGCGAAUGUGACCGCGGACGGCUUCGAGCAGCUUCUUGUUAAGGGCAAGAACAACUGGUUCGAAGCAUCUCUUUCGAGGCUCCCAUACUCCAACCAGAGCUGGAGCUCAAAUCUGGUGGCGACGGAUAAAUUCGAGGUUGAGGGAUAUCCCUAUCUCAGAGAUCCUUAUUCUGGAGCAGGAGUGACCACGCCUUCGCUGAGUCUUGCGCUUGCAGCAGGAGCCAUGACCCUGAUUUUCGGCCUGACAUCAUGA